Molecule: messenger RNA, 639 nt
Organism: Stegodyphus dumicola
Lineage: Eukaryota; Metazoa; Arthropoda; Arachnida; Araneae; Eresidae
Product: macrophage migration inhibitory factor-like
Molecular function (GO): cytokine activity; phenylpyruvate tautomerase activity
Source: RefSeq, a predicted model, not a curated record
CUACUAAAUAUUUGUAAGGAUUCGAAGUGGUUGUUGUGUGAAUGUGUUGAAGUUUCAUAUCUGUUUUAAUUUAAAUUUACGGAGCGUAGUAGAGCGAGAGCUACUUUUUCAUUCCUAAAUCAUGCCUACAUUAACUAUCAACACAAAUAUCCCGAAAGCAAAGAUUCCAGAUGGAUUUUUGCAAAGUACAGCUAAAUUAGUUGCAGAAUUGCUUGGGAAACCGCUUUCUUAUGUUGUUGUCCACAUCAAUCCAGAUCAACUGAUGUCAUGGGCAGGAUCAUCUGAUCCGUGUGCUGUUGCUUCAUUAGGCAGUAUUGGAAGUUUGGGAACAGCUCAAAAUAUUAAGAUAUCUGGAAAGCUGUUCCCUCAUAUUAAAGAAACUCUUGGUAUAAAUGAAGAUAGAAUGUACAUUACUUAUGUGAAUCUGGAAAGAGCUAAUGUUGGAUAUGCUGGAACAACAUUUGCUGACAUGUAGUUGCUGCCUUUUAUUUUUCCAAAAGGGAAAAAAUCUAAUUUUUUAUGAUUAAACUUUGAAAUAUAAUUUUGUAUGAUUAAGCAUAUGUUUGUAUUGUAUUUGUUAACUAAACAUUCCCAAUCUUGUUUGAUCAACUAUAAAAUAAAUCUCUUAUGAUCUUUGCA